UGUACGUGGUGCUAUUCCCACAACUAAUGUGUGUCCUGUGGGUGCCAUGGGCCAACACCUAUGGCAGCUUUGCCGGGUUUCUCGUCUCAUUCCUACUGCGGAUCUUGUCUGGUGACGCUGUGCUACAAAUUCCAGCGGCGAUUAAGUUCCCUUUGUAUGACUACAGCACUGACUCGCAGUUAUUUCCCUUUAGAACCUUCUCCAUGCUGUCUGGAACAUUCUGCCUGCUGGCCGUGUCCGGUCUGACCCACCUGAUGUUCACCAGAGGUCUACUGGACCUGAAGUAUGACGUCUUCAACUGCCACAAGAAACGAUCACACAAAAGACACGAUAUGAUUGACAUGGAGAAACCUGAAUUGUUUAAACAAGAGUUGCUGGGUUCUGUUCCCACUUGAGGC
This is a messenger RNA of Physella acuta, 398 nucleotides long. RefSeq names its product high-affinity choline transporter 1-like. Gene Ontology annotation, biological process: acetylcholine biosynthetic process; choline transport. NCBI's taxonomy places the organism in Eukaryota, Metazoa, Mollusca, Gastropoda, Physidae. Gene Ontology annotation, cellular component: plasma membrane. Gene Ontology annotation, molecular function: choline:sodium symporter activity. The record is from RefSeq and is a predicted model, not a curated record.